Molecule: messenger RNA, 2745 nt
Organism: Pseudomassariella vexata
Lineage: Eukaryota; Fungi; Ascomycota; Sordariomycetes; Amphisphaeriales; Pseudomassariaceae
Exons: 1
Coding region: 1-2745 (914 amino acids)
Source: RefSeq, a predicted model, not a curated record
AUGUCUGACAGAGAUACCAUACCUGACAUAGACACUACGCCUGACACGGAAAUUAUCUCCGACACGGAUACCAAGCCUGCAGGCUCUGAUAUGAUGGCAGCUGAGCUCUACUGCUCAUUAGCAGAGGGAUUGAUUUCCAAAGCACUCACCCUUUCUCAAGAUUUGUGGCCAUCAACCCAGCAUCAUAGAGCCGCUAUAGAAUCGAUCCACAAAGGUCUCUUUGGCUAUUUUCCGAGUGGCUCUUGCAUGAAUAAGGACACAGCAGCUGCUGAAUACCUACUCCGGGAACCCUUCCGUGAUGGCUCAAGUAUUACGCCUAGGGGCACACUUACGGCUUCGGGCGUAGAUAACCCGGUUCUUCCCGCGGCGGGUAUGUUGCAAUGGAUCAAGAAGGAGACUAGCCUUCAAGCUCUCGAGCUCAUCUUCCACGACAACACCGAGAAGAAUACUCUGGAGGCUCCGUACGCUGUGAUUGAAUGGUUGCGCGGCAUUACUCGUGACUACGCCUUCAAGCACGGUGAUUGGGCCAAGCUCAGCGUGGAUCGAAAACUUUCCUUUGCGAAAGAACUGGGCCAGAUUUACAAGCUCUGGGAACUCACGCGUCCUUCCUCCGUACAGCUGAGGGUGACUGAUCCACAGUUUGAUAAACCCCCUGAAUCGCUGGUCCUAUCCGAGAAACCAGAAGCCUUCAUUCAACCCUUGGGUAAUGACACAUACUCAGAAAAUGAGCCCAAAAUGGACUACAUCGUGGGAGAAAACGAUUUGUUUCCAUGGGAUCGGAUCAGGUUGGACCCCGACGAUCUAUCUAUCGAAGAGGUGGUCAUGGUUGCGCCAUUUGACCCUGAGGAACGGAACGCGCCCGACAUGUUGAACCUGAACCAAGAUGGGAAAUUGCACGCGCCCUUCCGCGGCGUGGUUCUAGACCUGGCGAAUCGGAAAUCCAUUAUUACCCGAAAGGCGCUAGCGCUCUGUCAGUUGACGAGAUGGGAUGAGUCUUCGAUCCGGGAAGCUAAGUUGAUGGCGCACCGCUGGCGUGAUCUGAGGAAAUGGUAUUUGAAAGCAUGUAAACCUAAUCUUAAGGUUAACAGGCAGAAAGCCCUGAGUCGCGUAACACUGGCUGACGAUGACAAAUCUGGAAUCGAGAAUGAGGAAUCCUGCAACACGCCAGAGACAGUCAGUACCUCGCAUGCUACACGCCCCAGAGAGCCAACAACAGCCACGAACGAUGAUGAACCCAUGUCAGAAGCUCUCCUAGCUGCUCUGGGAUUUAGUGACCUACCCCCGAAUGCAGCGGCAGGCCUUAACGCUCCUUUACAAAUCACUUUUGCUCAGCUUCCUGAUGAACUCCCCUUUAUCCCAUCCGAAAGUCUGCCGGCGGUUCCGGAAGUUAGUCUAACGGAUGAGCUACCUUCUUUUGAAUUCGUUGAUCCAAGUGACAGCUCUAAAAAUUCGAAGGUGGCCCAAGACGAUGAGGUUCUAUUAGAAGAUUCUGCGAAUUUUUCCAUAGAGCCUGAGGCUUUAAAAGCAAGUCUCAAGGAUGAGUUCCCUUCCACGGUAUCAGCCAAGCCCAUCAGUAGACCAGCAACAACACCUGCUCAACAUUACAAUGCCUCCUCUAAGUUACCAAAGAACGAUAGCCCAGAGUCUGUAAGUUCUUCAGAAAAAGACGAAACUCGGAGUCCUACAUCAACUCUUCUCGCCAGUUCCGUAAAAUCGGACAAUUCCAGCUCUAUGGCUUCUUCAAUAUCUACUAUGUUCAAUCCCAUGAAGGUGAAUUCCUACUUUGUUGCCUCGAGCCCCACCAAUCAAGAUGGCGAACGUCAAGAGAGUAUUAACCUAGAAGAUGAACUUCUAGGUGCGGGGCCCGAGCCCGAAGAUGACAGUUCAACGGAACGUUCCAAGAUUGUUCCCAAGAACGAAGAGGACUCAGAUUCAGAUAACGGGGGUUUUCUUACCCUAGCCGAUGAACUCGCCAAUGUGGAAUUCGGAACUGAAGAAGGGAGUUCAGAGAACGAUGCAGACUCAGACAUCGAGGGGAAUGGAAAUCAGCCAUUGCAAGGUGGGUCAGAUGGCUUCGCGGGAACACUGAGAAAGCCACGUAAGGGCAGCUGGGACAGUUCUAUGUCACACCAUAGUGCUGUAUCGAGAAAUGAUGCCUCGCAACACCAUCAAGUGUUAAAACAAAACAUUCUGAAGGGCUCUAAUGAAUCAGAUGAAAGCGAUGCUGACACGACGGCGGAUUUGAUUAAAGAGCGUGCAGGUAGGCUAAAAGUUUACCUGGAUGGGCUGGAGAUGUCGGUACUGGCGCAUUUUGAGAAAAAAGAAGGAAGCCAUUCAGAAGAGAGACCCAAGCCAGAUGGGGAGCAGCAUCCCGAAGAUGCGCAGUCCAUCACCAGCGAGGAAAGCGAGCCCAUGGUAUUCUUCGAUGAGAAGAAAGAGGACGACAUAUCUGAGGAAUUACGGAACGUAGCUGGAAAUUUUUCGGCAGUCCCUGAUGCACCCCAAUCCCCUUGCAGCUGGGUGCUCUGGUUCUACCACAUCCUCAUGGGCUUCGCCAUGGGCUCGGCGAUUUGGAUCCUCAUCAUCCUGGUGGUGCUGUACGUGAAAACACCGAGAGAUGGGAAGAACAUAUGCGCGUCCCACAGUGCUUCGGGCAGUAGGGUGGAGAUAGGGGACGGGGCUAAGCCGACGUAUUUCUACGGGAUGCAGCUUGCGGCGGCGGGGCGUGGGUCUUCGGAUUACUGA